UCUGUGCUUACAGGGGAUGAACUUGGACAUAAAUGAUGUGAUUGAAAAAUCAAGAAAGGCUGGAGUUCAAGCCUUUGUUUCUGUUACAGAGCAGCAAAGUGAAUUUGAGGAGGUUCUUGAUCUAGCAGAAAGGUAUCCAGAGUCUAUCAUGGCAUGUUUUGGGAUUCAUCCGAUUCAGGGCAGUGCAGAUGGACAUCGCAGUGUUACUGUUCAGGACUUGGAACCUGCCCUUCCAUUCUUUGAGAAGCACAAAGAUAAGCUGGUGGCUAUUGGAGAGAUCGGUCUAGACUUCACUCCAUGGUUUGUGUCCAAAUCCCAGCAACGUGAGGAGCAGCAAAAGGUCUUUGCGUUACAGCUGGAUAUAGCUAAACAACUAGACCUGCCAGUAAACGUUCAUUCUCGUUCGGCUGGGAGACAAACUAUUGCUUUUCUUAAGGAGCAAGGUAUUCGGAAUGCACUGCUUCAUAACUUUGCUGGCAGGCCCUCUGUUGCCCUGGAAGGAGUACAAGCUGGCUUUUGUUUUUCUUUUCCUCCAGCUGUCACAAGGAAUGAUCAGCGAGCAAAGUUAAUAAGACAGAUUCCACUAGAGAACAUUUGCUUGGAGACCGACUCACCCUCUCUUGGCCUAAAGAAAGAGGAGAGAAAUGAACCAGAGCAGAUCAGGAUUUCUUGUCAGUACAUUGCUGCAGUGAAAGGAGUAUCAGUAGAAACAGUCUGUGAAGUAACAACAUGUAAUGCCCUGAAGCUGUUCCCCAAAGUUCACCAGCGGUUGAAACAAUGAACACUUGCCAAACAACAAUAAAAAGAGAGCAUCUGAAACACAGCUCUGCUCUGUAGUUUGUGGUUUGGGGCUUUAUUUUAUAUAUUUUUUACAGUGUACAUGUACAUAUUUCAUACUAUGGAUGAUAUCAUCACAGGGGUAUAUGUGGAAUUUUUGUAUUACCAAAAUGACAUCUUAAAGAAUAAAAGCCCAAUAAAGUUUUA
Molecule: messenger RNA, 984 nt
Organism: Malaclemys terrapin pileata
Lineage: Eukaryota; Metazoa; Chordata; Testudines; Emydidae
Product: putative deoxyribonuclease tatdn3-A
Exons: 10
Coding region: 17-781 (254 amino acids)
Molecular function (GO): hydrolase activity, acting on ester bonds
Source: RefSeq, a predicted model, not a curated record